This is a messenger RNA of Suillus clintonianus, 1725 nucleotides long. RefSeq lists its product as uncharacterized. The record is from RefSeq and is a predicted model, not a curated record. The transcript is spliced from 4 exons. Bases 60 to 1418 code for a protein of 452 amino acids. Lineage: Eukaryota; Fungi; Basidiomycota; Agaricomycetes; Boletales; Suillaceae.
UGGAAGGCCACAACGUUGUCAUUCAUCUAUUGUGCUAACCAGCUUGUCCUUCCUCAAUCAUGUCCGAAUCAUCACAUCGCCUGCCCUUUCCAACCUCGUCCGAAGAGUUUGCACUCCCAUCAACGUCGAGCGCGGCAUCUUCCACAUCAGCAGAUGAUGGACUGCCGAAUCCACUGUUCUUGAGACUGCGACGACCGACAUUACUCUCAAAGUCAUCGUACUAUUCAGACAAGAGAAUACAAAGUCCAUUGGCAAUCUCGUUCACGGUGCCCUCCAGAAGACGAGGGAGCAAUGGCGAAGAAUCAGAAAGCGACAGAGAGAGAAUGUGGUCUGAAAGCUCUCCAUCAAGCAGCUCAGGAAAUCCAACACCUCCCAUUACUCUUCCACUGGAAGGAGAUGACGAAAGCAACGCUAGCACACGCAGUGUUGGGCCCAGUCCCUCAACACCGCCGCCAAGUCGUAGCUUGAGCACCAACGCACUAGUACUACAAAGCGACGCUGUAGACACGCCUAUCCCAAUACUGCGCCGUCCUACUUAUCCACUGAAGCCUCCGCGCAUAUUAAACCUACUAGCAGAACCACGCCCAGAGGAGGACGAACUUAAUUCUGAGGCAGCUUUCCAACGCCUGUUGGCAUCCUACUCUGACCUCCCCUCGCAACCCCGUACACCUCGUGCACCAUCAGACCGUGGUCGCUACCCUGAAGAAGUUGGCCACGAGGAUUCGCACGAGGAUGCAUUGAGUGACGAUGAUGACGACGACGACGUCCAGGGCCUCUUUGCAUUUGACGCACAGAAUGACUUAAACAACAUCAAGCCUUCAAGUUGUACCACCCCUGCCCAGAGUGUAAACGGCGAUGAUUUGAGCAUGUCUCUGGCAGAAAGCCCGAUGGGAGUAGCCAUGGAUGUAGACCCCCCUAUGGUAUCUCCCUCCAUCACUUCCACUCCCAUGUCUAUUCAAUGGCGAUACACGCCACCACCAACCACAAGCGCUGUGCGCUCGAACAAGCGUAAAUUGGACGAUCGGUAUGAUCCAUAUCCUACAUCUGCGAAACGUCGUGCUGUAUCGCCUUCCAUAUCGUACCUUCGGGAAACACACCCCUCACUCGUGUCGUACCCUCGGACACCUAGUUCCAGGCCUCCUGUCCCGAUUCCUCUUUCUAUUCCUCCAUCUAAUUCCAGUACAUCAGCCACUUCAUCGCCCACCGUGACGUCCGGUUACCCCUUUCAAACUUACCCGAGUUCACGGCAGGUGAACCUAGGAACCAUGAGCUUAUCUUCCAGCCCUGUACUUCGGCCUUCUUUAGGGCUUGUGAGCCCGAUUUUACGUCCGAUUUUGCGGACGCGGAGAGGAGCUGACGGCGAGGAAAGAGAGAUAGAGGGUGCAGGCGAAGCCGUGAACGGAUUGUCACUAGGCUGAGUGACCGCAAAAAGGGCACCCUAAGUGGCACGCAGAAUAGUAAUUCUGGUCGCUUUAUCUGCGAUUACUGAUCAGGCUUGCACAUACUGCACGGGCCAUUUUGCUUCCGCGCACGCUCAGAUCGGACUGCUUUCUGGGUAUUUGAGGCCCAUCGUUCUAUCUAUCCGAUUGGUGGGCUGAUACAUCUCACUGCGAAGCGGUUCCGCAUUGUACAGUUGCAUUGGGAAGUUAGUUCAAGUGCUCGACAUAACAUCACGUGAUAUUAUUGGAAUAAAUGCUUCGAAGUUCUUAGCUUGCCACGAUGGGU